CGAUGCACUAAGACAAGCCCGAUCUGAUAGAGGAAUCUUUAAAUGAUUGUGUUCACAGAGAGAAUCGUGCUCCAGAAGCAACUCCAAUCUUUAAGAAAAUGAAAAGCUAUGACGCCGUCGGACAGCUAGCCAAGGGCUUCCCGACAGGGAGGGAUCAGGGGACGAGAACUCACACCCGGUCAUCAUCGCUCACCCUGCGCUUGAAUCUGCCAAAUUUACAGACGAUUGCCAUCGUUUCAUACCGGACAUGACGAGGACAGACGAACGAUCUCAGCAGAGGAACGCAAUCGUCGGCGGAGCGCAAUGGAGAGAGAAUCACAGUCCGGGAUCUAGAGUCAAAAUCGAGGGACCUCGUCGGAGUUCUGGCAGACGAUUACUCUGAGAGCUGCAUCUUGGUGGGCAUGGGCCCGCAACAACCUUCAUCCGUCUCUGCUGCUGGUGUUAAAAGCUGUGUACUGGAGCGUGGUAUUUUCCGGGUCCCUCGUGCGCGUCUUGGCUUCAAUUUCCCUCUUUGCUGUCAUCAACGGGAUCUUCAUGGCUCCUUGCGUGUUCGUUCUUUUCUGGCUCGUCGAUGCGGUGCCCCUUGUGCAGUCCACCCAACUUGAACCUGAACAACCAACUUUGUACGUUGAAAUGGUAAAAAUUCUCUUCGUGCUGGCCAAUGUCCUCCUUUACUAAAUUCUGUACACGCUCCCCAGUCUCUCUCAGAAACUCUUUCCUGAGAAACUCUUUCCUGGUCAGCGGGUUCGCAUUGUACAUCGUAUGCAGAGUACUAGUGGCUGUUUUCCUCUAUGCCCUCAUUGCUGUCGUUAUGUUUGUCGCGUACGUUCCGUACAAUGCAAGUUUGAUUUGUGACAGCCUCGGCCGCAAUGUUCCUUGGUACGUGAUUCUAGGUGCCUUCGUCACUGCCGUCCUUUCAGUUGUAGCGGUGGUUGGGUAUUGUUCAGACCAGAGAGGUGUCGCGGGCGUCGGUCCUAAGCCUGCCAGAACUGUGGACGGCGAUGAGUUAGGUCAGAUGGUAGACGUUUGACGAGGUUCUCAACUGUUCGAUAUUUCGAUCCAUCUCGUGUUUAGCUCUCCUCAAACUGACUUCUGGCGACGGCACGCUUUUACUCUUUGUGUGUCAUGAUCCACAUUCGCAUUCAUGUUAUAUGGCAUGG
Messenger RNA from Marchantia polymorpha subsp. ruderalis, 1160 nucleotides. NCBI's taxonomy places the organism in Eukaryota, Viridiplantae, Streptophyta, Marchantiopsida, Marchantiales, Marchantiaceae. The record is from the annotation of a GenBank genome assembly.